Eutrema salsugineum is the source of this 1305-nucleotide messenger RNA. RefSeq lists its product as uncharacterized. The transcript is spliced from 7 exons. The record is from RefSeq and is a predicted model, not a curated record. The coding region runs from base 1 to 1215 and encodes 404 amino acids. Lineage: Eukaryota; Viridiplantae; Streptophyta; Magnoliopsida; Brassicales; Brassicaceae.
AUGGAAGUGAAAGGUCCAGUGACCUGGGUGUUGUUGAUGUGUUACAUCUUUGGUCACAUAAUUACAAGUCAUAACAAAGGCUUUAUCGAAGCCAAGAGCUUGUCUAAGUUUGAAGAUUUAGAAAUUCAGAGGAAAUUAAAGACAAUCAACAAACCUGCUGUCAAGAUCAUCAAGACUAUCGAUGGAGAACGAUACGGAUGUGUAGAUUUCUUCAAGCAACCAGGAUUUGAUCACCCUUCUAUGAAAAAUCACACAUACCAUUACAAGAUGCAACGGAUGUGGCAUCCAGAAGGAAUGAGAAAAAGUAAGACAAACAAUACUGGAUUUGGUUACUUGUGGGAGAAUGGUGUGGGUUGUCCCAUUGGUACGGUCCCUAUACGAAGAGUCACCAAAAACGAUCUCCUAAGUUUAAACUCAUUAGGCGAUAAUUAUAAACCUCGUGGUUCUUGGAAUACUACCUCUUAUGAUCCUAAUAAUGCUGAUCAAUACAAACUACACCAUUUUGCGGUGGGUCGGACAACGAACACAGGAAUGAUGUUCAAUGGAGCAACAAUGGAACUUUGUGUAACUGCUCCUACGGUUAACCCUAACCAAUUCAGUGCUUCUAGGCUCCACUUUCAGAUGGGUGAUGAUUACAUCCAACUCGGUUUAACUGUUAAUCCAGCAUUGUACAGGGAUGACCAACCUAGGGUUUUCGUUUAUACAAAGGCAGGUGGAAAAGCAUGUUACAAUAGCCAUUGCGACGUGGGAAUGAUAAGCGUUCGUCAUGAUUUUCCUAUGGGUAUGUUAGUGACGCCAGUGUCUAUUCGUGGUGCUAAGCAUAGUCACUAUGUAACCUUCGGUCUAAUCAAGGACAAAGCAAAUGGGAAAAGGUGGUUGGAGUUUGGUGAUAAUGCAGUAGAAAUCGGAUUUUGGCCGUCACAGAAGUUUCGUCAAAGCCAUGGGAACAAGGUCGAGUGGGGAGGAGAAGUGUACAGCCCAUCACCGCCGAGUCCACCAAUGGGAUAUGGAAUUUUUCCAUUUGAUCAUAUGCGUUACGAUGCUUAUGUCAAACGUAUAUCCAUACUCGACGGUAAUUUUAAAUUUGAUGACAAAGUGGAUUAUAUGGAAUCGUUUUCCGAUAACAAUCGAGGCUAUAAAGUGCUAGACGAGCUAAACUCUGGAUUCCCUGAAGCCGGUCAUAUAAUCUUUUAUGGCGGUCCAGGUGGUAUCUAAACAAAUUUAAUUGUAUCUUUUGUGAUAUGGAAAUUAAAAAAUAUAUAUAUUAUGUUGACCCAAUUUGGUAAUAAAUAAGGCUUUUUAUGG